AUGAAAACGAUUUCAUACAUCCUGGAAAUGCCUAUGUUUAUAGAACUAUAUUCAAAAAUGAGCGUCGUGGAAGGUUUUCCGGCAAAAUUAAAUUGGGUGUUCCAGGGCACCACUUGGCAGUUUCCGAUUGGGGAGUUUGUUUGUUGAAAGGAAGUUUCGGAUGCAUGCAUCGUUCCAAUGAUGUUUUUGAAAGCAUUGUAUAUAGGGAUAUGUGCAGUAGGUAUAGUAUUUGUAUACAAUGCUUGGAAAACGGCGUUGGAGGUUAGAAAAGAACAAAUGGAAGAAGACAUUAUCAAUGCGUGGGACAAACACGUUGUGUCUCCGUCAGUGACAUUUCAACAUUUACACGUCGGAAUAAACUCCAAUGUCGACCUGAUAGUGCCAGGUGUCGUACUACUGAAGGCUUUGGCAGUGCCAUCGGGAAGGAGUGAAAACAAGGAUAUUUUAAAAACUGUUAAUGACCUUGAAGAAACAUUUGCACACUUCUUUGCCAAAGGCUCGGCAGCAGAAAGAGCUUUCUUGGAUAAAAAAAUAUUUCAAAGGAUUGUUUCUACCAGCAAGAUGUUGGAAAUGUCUCAGUAUCAUAUUGGGGGCAAUGCAGCACUUAUGGCUAGUAUAAUAACAGAGCAGUUUCCAGAAGUAAAGAUCAGUUUUAUUGGACCAGUUGGGCCAAAGCUGCUAGAAAUGCUGCCCAGAUCUUUGAACAUUCCAACAAAAAGUCACAUUUCCACCGAUGAAGUACAUUUGAUUAUGGAGUACAGUGUGGGCGACACAUGGGGGGAUCUGACGAGUCCAGUCGCCAAUCGCUUCAUUACAAGCUAUGAUGAAUCCAACUCACAAGCAACUAUGCUGGAAACUUUCUUUGAAUCUCUUGACACCCAGAAGACAGACCUAGUACUGAUGUCAGGACUACAUAUUUUAGAAGGGCAGUCAAAAGAUUUCUUCAUCAGAAGAAUUCAGGCUGUCUGUGAUGGUUUAAUUAACAUUCCAAGAUCCUUGCCGGUACAUUUAGAGCUGGCGAGUAUGGCAAAUGUAGACUUUGUCAGGGAGAUUUUGACAAAGGUUAUUUCAAAAGUUUCGUCCCUGGGGUUAAAUGAACAAGAGCUAACAUUUGCCUCCUUGGCUGGUGAUGGACCCCAUAACUCUGAUUUCUACCACCAGUCUGGUCCACCAGAGAUCAGUAAGGCUGGAGAUAUGGUCAUAUGGUUACUUCAAAACUAUGGUCAGUCUUCUCAAAACCCAGAAUCCAGACUGACCAGAAUCCAUUUUCACUGUCUUUCAUAUCAUAUCAUUGGAAAUGUUAAAGGAGCUUGGACAAAUUCUGCUGCUGCUGUUGCUGCAGGGUCAAGGAUGGCCGGAAAACAAGCAUGUGAUGUUCAACGGUUGAAUUCUUCUAUUGUAGAUUUAAAAUUUCCAAAAUCAUUCAAAGCAUUCUCUGAUGAUAUUGAAAGAGAAUUUGAUUCAAAUAAGCCUGUAAUUUCGUGGGAGACUGAUGAAUUUGAGUUCUCACUAAGUCCAGUAUUGGUAUGUAAUGAUCCACAAAAAACAGUUGGUUUAGGCGACUCAAUAUCAGCUACAGGUCUCAUGUUCUCUCAAUAUAUCUAUGCACAAAAAUAAUACAUUUUCUUUUGAGAAGUAAUGUCUUUUAGGCCAAUAUUACAAUAAAUCUUUUACUGGGGAAGUGCCACUUGUUUUAUUUAUGGAUGAGGUCAAUAUUGCAAUUCUGUUAGGAGCAUACAUGCAUAAGGCAUGUCUAAAUAAAUUCUUGUAGUUUUUUCUUUUUUUUUCUGGUAUUUACUAAGCAAAAUAUUCUUAUUAUGUUAUUACAUUAUAUGAGAAUUAUAUAUCUGUCUCUUGAUGAAAUAUUGGUCCAAAGGACUAGUGAGCUUAUACCAUGAACAGAAUCUCUCAUACAUUCAACUUUUCUCUAAAAUAUUACUUGUCUAGAAUGACUGCAUUGGUUUUGAUCAAAUUGCUACUUGUCUAGAAUGGCUGAGUGGAUUUUGAUUAAAUUUGAUGUAGUGAGUUGUUGACUGAAGAGGAUUCAAUUUUGUAUUUAUAAAUGAAGGGUCAAGGGGGACCAUUUCAGAAAUAGAAAUAUGUCUUUAAAAUCCUUCUUGUGUACCAAUAAAAGGGUGGUCUGGAACAUUAGUUGGUGAAGGAAUAUCAAAAGCAUAAACAGUGAGUCUGGCCGUCAUUGGGACAGAGGGAUGGUGCUCAAUAGGAGAAACAGAGAUACAUGUAUGCACUUUGGACCCUUCUUCUAUUCAGAGGAAACAAUGUCAACAAAUAUAGUCUAGAACAUUAAUAGAAGUGGAUCACAUAUUGUAUAACAUUAUUAGAAGGAGAUUAAAUGUUAUAUAAAUGGAAGAUCUGUCCUCCUAGAGACAGAGGGACAAGUAGGUGAGACAUUGUAUUUAGAGGUUCCAAGAUAACACAGCUGUAACAGCAGAUAUUAGAAGAAAAAAAAGAUAUUUCUCAUCUUAUUGGAUAUGCAUUUGGGCUGGUCACCAUGACCAUACUUUAUUGUAUUUGUUAUUCUGACAACAUAUACCGUAAUUGACCUGAUAAGCACAUUGUGUGUUUUUAAAAGCACAACAGGGUUGGUUGAAUAAAACCAUGUACAGGUAAAAGUUUCCUUGUGAAAUAUGGGUGGAUUUUUUUUUUUUUUUUUUUCAUUUAUUUGUACAUUUUUAUGUAGCAAAAGCAAUCCAGAGUCUUAAGUUAAAAGACUGGAGGUUGUAUUAGCAGAUUAGUGAUAUAAGGAACUUUUUAUAUGUUUCAAUUAGUGCAUCCAUCCUCAUUCCUUGAAGAAAGGUAGGGGUGCGCUUCUAGGAGCAGGUGGGCUUAUUAGGUCAUUUACAGUAUUUGUAUUUUGUUUUUGAUCAUAUAUCUUUAUCAUUAGUUUCUUUAGUUCAUUGAUCUCUUAAAGAAGAUUUUCAUAUGAAAUUCUUCACUUUUUACAAAUCAAUUCAGUAUUUAACUCACUUGUGUAAAAUACCACCAUGUUGAAUUGAUAUUACAGUGUGCUCUGCUUGGUCAAUGUCUGUUGGAUAAUGAUAUGUCCAUUGUAAAAAAAAAAUCUCUCAAAUGAAUGAGCAAAACUAAAGUGGGGUUUUUUGGCAAUAAAUGUGUUGAAAAUUAUAUAAUGAUGGAAGAGGUUUACUCUUCCGAAGGCUAAGAAUCCCAAUGAGACAACUUGGUCGAUUAGCUUUAAAUUUCAUCUCCUCCAAAACCACUGGACAGCCUUCAACCAAACUAGCGAUAACUCCUUUAUUAUAUGGGGACCAAAAGCAUAACACAGAUUUGGGCUGAAGGUUUGUCAAAAGGGGUCAGUUUGGUUGAGGCUAUUUUAAAAUAUCUUUAAACUUCCUUGGCAUUCUUCUACAUGAACCAAAUAUUAGCAUGAUUAUUCUGAUAACAUGAAAAUCAAAAGUUUCUAGAUUCAGGGUGGAACUCUUUUUUUUGUAAGUUUUUCGAUGUUAUGAUGCAGAUUCAAUCUUAAGCAUACUCAUGUAGUUGAUAAACCAGUAACUAUUUAUCUUAAAUGACCAGGCGAUGAAUUCAAGCCAUAUUUGGUUUUUUUAUUUGGUGGAUAUGAUCUCAGAAACAAAUGUACAACAUUGCAAAGUAACAAUUAACAAUAUCUACCUGCUAAUAAUGUUUCGUUUUUGUUGUUGUGUAUAAGUUUAGCUUUAAGAUCGAAUACUGCAUACAUGAGGAGGAAGCAGGAACAGAUCUUAGUGUAAGUCUACCAUUUAUAUGUCUCGUAGUUUUUUGUAUGACAAAUCUUAGAACAAUCAUAUGCAAUAUUUCUAUAGUUGUGUGAUAAAUCAUGUGCAGUACAAUGAAUUUUGUUUCUUUGAUUAUCAAUUCUACUUUCAUGCACACAAUGUACCAUGCAGUUGUUAUCUUUCAGAAACUAUAGCGAACAUUUAGAAAUUUCAGGGCCUGAAGAAAAAUAUUUCAAGUAUAUAAUUAUACAGAGUAGACACAAUAUAUACGCUUAACCACUAUUUGAUAAUGAAAUUAUCAAACUUUGAUCCUAUAGAUAUUAUUAUUAUUAUUAUUAUAUACUAGUUUAUUUUCAGAUUUUAAAAGGUACUUGUCAGUAAAGUAUGCUACAAUGUGUUGGUUUUUAACAUUUUCAAUGCCUUGAUGCAUACUGAGUGUCCAAAAUGUUGUCUUCGUAGGGAAAGGAUGAUUUCAAAGAAUUUAAUAAUAUAUACCAGGUUCACAUACCUUGAAAUCCGUUUUAUUAAUAGUGGAUCAGUUCAUCAACAUUUUUUUAAUUACUUUAUUAUGAAGUACAGCAUUUCGUUUGUACAUGUAUUUUUUUUCAUAUUAAUUUAAGGCAACAUGUUAUUUCUCAUGAAAAUUUAAGGCAACAUGUUAUUUCUAAUGAAAAUUUAAGGCAACAUGUUAUUUUUCAUAUUAAUUUAAGGCAACAUGAUAUUUCACAUGAAAAUUUAAGGCAACAUGUUAUUUCUCAUGAAAAUUUAAGGCAACAUGAUAUUUCACAUGAAAAUUUAAGGCAACAUGUUAUUUCUCAUGAAAAUUUAAGGCAACAAGUUAUUUCUCAUGAAAAUUUAAGGCAACAUGUUAUUUCUCAUGAAAAUUUAAGGCAACAUGUUAUUUCUCAUGAAAAAUUAAGGCAACAUGUUAUUUCUAAUGAAAAUUUAAGGCAACAUGUUAUUUCUCAUGAAAAUUUAAGGCAAUAUGAUAUUUCUCAUAAUAACACAUGAGUUUGUUACUGUCUUCAGAUUAUAAAAUAUACAGUAGGUAUCGUCUAUAAAGGCUGGUCAGUGAGGUAAUGCCAGAGUUGUCUGCCACUGGUGUUCAGUAACCUCAGAACUACGACAAUGAUCACUUUAACGUUAUUGUUGGGUGACAAAACUUACCGGGUACACACUGUGUUGCUAUAUUACAAUCAUAGUGCUAUUUGUUUUUUGUUAAUAUUCUGUUGAAAUUGUCAGUACAAUCAAGCAUAUAAUUAUGUUUGUAUACAUUUUAAUGAGCUUAUUAUGUAAAUAAAUGAAUUUUAAAAAUUUCAUCAAAUUUGAAUAAAUAUGAUAACGCCUUCUUAAAUGAUACUAAGUAGUUUAUUUAAAGAUGUUUACAAUAUUGAAUUAGUUAUGGAUAUAACCAUGAAUUGAAAUUAUUUGAAAUGUAUGGGGUUUUUUCCCUGAACAAAUUUUGAUUUUUUUGCAAUUUACAAUUGAUGUAUAAUUUCAAUGUGUUUGGAUCUGAAUAUCAUUUUAAAAAGGGACAAGUGUUUUUCCACUGAGCAAUAGCAGUUUAUAGGCGGGACCAUCAAUGAUAUAAAUUAUCAUUUAUCUACCUCGGCUGUCAUACACUGUUUCCUGUUUAUCCCAAGUUUCAAUUAACAUGUAUCAUCAAUUUUUUUUUUUUUUUUUAAAAAUUCAAUUUGUAAUUUGUUUUCUUUUUGGCACAAUUUGUAAUUCUAAUUUAAAUAAAAUAACAUAUACGUAUACACACAAAAUGUUUUGUCUAUAUUAUUAUUAACGUUUAUUUUAGACUUUCCAAAAUGCAACUGUGCUAUCAAUUAAUUAAAAGAUGUAUAUUAAUUAGCAGAGAAUUUCCAGAGCAUAAUACAUUGUAAAACUUUUUUUACAACAAUUCUAUAACUCUGGUAUGGGUGACAAAGGAAGAACCCAGAUUUUAAUUUAACUUUUUGUAUCAGUACUAGCAUAUUUACUAAUUAAAACUUGCUACAAUGUAUUAAGAUAUAGCCAGCUUGUCAUUGAAUACUUAAUCACUCCAACUUUGUUAAGUUUUCAUAUUAGGGGUUCAUUCUCUAUUAUAUAUGAACUAGUGUUUGGCAGAUUUCCUGUGACCAAACCUCAUUUCAAGUGAGGUGAUUACUUGACAAGGGGAUACCCGAACUUGGGUUGUGAAAUUGUUAGGUCUUCUGGGUCGAAGACUUUAAAAGGGAGGGAAGAGUGUGGAGGAACUGGACCUGGUUGAUCUUCGGCGACUAGGUAGCUCAAUUGGUAGAGCAUCCUGCUAGUGUUAGAGGGUUUCGAUACAUGAAAAAUCAUGACCAGGUACAUGCAUAAGUAAGAUCAUGAAGAAUUAAGUAAGGUUAUGAAAAUGUAUUAACUUAAAGAUUAUGACCAUAUCAAUUGCAACCACUUGUAUCAUUGUUCACAGAAUGAACAAUAUGUCCUCUUUUGUUUCAAGUUAUUGUUUUGAAUGUAAUCAGAUAUUGAGAUUUUGAUAUAAUGUGCAAUUUUAUUGCGUUUUGAUGUGCUCCAGUAUCCGAGGAUUGUUAAGUGUUUCCAUGGUAACAUAUAUGAUUACCACUUUAAGAAUGUUUAUAUUUUCGUGGUGUGUUAAAGAUUAAAACAGUUUACAUUUAUUUGAAAAAAUUACAUAUUUGAGUUUUUUAUUGAUUUUUUUUUCUUCUGAUAUUUUUUUUAUUGAAUAUUGUAUUUAGGGAACAAUCAUUGAAAUAUUAUACAAUGUAUUCAACCAGAAAUGAAUGUAAAAAAAAAAAAGUACUUGUAAUAAUUUUCAUAAUUGACUGACAAUAACCCCAUCCCCCAUCUGCUAUGAGAAUAUAUAGGGAUUUGUGAGGGAGGAUGAGAGAGGGGGCUUACUACUAAGCACUCCUUGUUCAAAAGCAGUUUUCAUACCAACAUAUUCUACAAAUGGAAAAGAACGUCAAUGAUGAGCUAUACUGACCACUUUAAAAUAUGUGUUCAUAAUAAAUAUUUAUUGGAAAAUCUGUUAAUUUGGCAUUUUGUCUACCUAUAUGUCACUAUGAAGCAAUUAAUGUAUCGUGUGUUCUUGUGUUUGAAUGUGUCAGAAUCAACAAUGUUUAUUUCUAAACAUUAUCUUCAGGUUGGUAAGUAUGGUAGACAUACCGUACUAGUAAUCGAAACAUCACGCAUAAACAUUCAUUAGAUGUGUUACAAAAAUCCUUACAUAAAUGAUGUUUAUUGUUUUAAAAAUAUACUGGUUUACUGGACUGGCUGGUUGAUUGUGAGAUUAUUACACUGCAUGGGUUUAUAUUAACACAAGUGUAUUACUAACGAUGAUUGGAUAAAAACUGCCAUUUUUGAUGGAUCAAUGAUUUUAUAUUUUUGUAAGAAGGAUCGAUUUUCUGAAGUAGCAUGGAUGAGUGUUUUGAGUACAUUAUCAGUUAAACUAAUUAACAUAUUAAAUUCAUGAAUGAAAAUUAGUUAACAUAUUAAAUUCAUGAAUGAAAACUUGGGAACAUAAUAAAUUCAUGAAUGAAAACUUAUUGACAUAUCAAAUUCAUGAAUGAAAACUUAUUGACAUGAAAUUCAUGAAUGAAAAAUUCUUAACAAAUUAGAUUCAUGAAUGAAAACUUAUUAACAUAUUGAAUUCUUGAAUGAAAUUAACAUAUUAAAUUUAUGAAUUAUCCCAAUGAUACAUUUUCAGUAUUGAUGUUUUGUUUUGUGAUUGUUACUCCUUUAUUUACAUUAAUUACAACAAACAUCAGGUAAUAAUAAUUUGUAACUUUGAUACUUGAUCCCAAAGCUUUUAAUGAAUUAUUGUGGUGCAUCAAUCACUUACCAUUUAAAUGUUUUAUGUUCAAGGUUGAUAAAAAACGAUCAAAAUCAUAAUCCUAAUGAAAAUAAGUAACGUAUGUUCAUUAUGAUCUGUAAAAGGGGAUUAAGCAACCUACAGAUGACUACUGUACAUAGACAUUACUGUAUAACCAGAUGUUGGGUAUUAACAUUAGCGGGCCCCCAAUAAUUGCAAUACACCUGUUCUUCUGUUGUGUUCACAGGGACUUGGCACACAUUUCCAACUAAUGGUCCUUAUACCGUGUACAUGUAUCGGCUAUGUAUUAUAUAAAUUCAAUUUCAAUAUUAUUAGCACUAAAAUUAUAAUUAAAAGUGCAAUUUGAUGGCAAAACGAGAACAGCAGGAAAUAACAAGAUAAUGUAUACAUUACAUACAUACAUGUAUACAGAGGAAAUUCUUUGCAAAUAUACCCUCAACAGUGUUCACUAAGAAGAGAAAUAUAACUUUUUACUACAAACUAUAAAUGUGUGGAAUGGCCUACCAGAAAGUGUAGUGUGUGCUAAUGAUUUGAAUUGUUUCAAAAAUGAACUGGAUAAACACUGGAAAAAACAUUGAUUUAUUUUAUAAUUUCAAGGCCAGUUUAUGAACUGUAGUGUCGUUACAUUCACAAAUUAUUAUCAUAACAAUUACCAUGUACCGAGUCUGGUGUAGAGGAUGCACGUUGUCCUGUACCAGAAAUGUAUCAAUAAAUAUUAUGGAUAUAGUUCUGUAAGCAUAAUACAUGUACAUGUACCUGGACCGUGAGUGGAAAAUUCUUGUCGGACCCAGGCUGUGAGUUGGUUAUAUGAUGUGCCCAUGAAAAUUAAAAAAACUAACAUCUAACUCAUUAUUACCAAUAAUAGUUCUCGCCUUAAUUCAUCACUGAUGUUUCAUCUUUCAUUCAUAUCCUUCUGUUGAAUUAAACAUGUUUUUAUUUCUUUAUGUUGCAUCUUUACAUAUAUGUUCUGUUCUUUAAAACCAAAUAGUAUUUAAGUCUUUGGUAACACACUGGGAAUUGUUAAUAAAAUGCUUGAAAGAA
Pecten maximus is the source of this 8598-nucleotide messenger RNA. Its product is annotated as ADP-dependent glucokinase-like. Lineage: Eukaryota; Metazoa; Mollusca; Bivalvia; Pectinida; Pectinidae. Gene Ontology annotation, biological process: glucose metabolic process. Gene Ontology annotation, cellular component: endoplasmic reticulum. The record is from RefSeq and is a predicted model, not a curated record. Gene Ontology annotation, molecular function: ADP-specific glucokinase activity. The transcript has 5 exons. The coding region runs from base 178 to 1617 and encodes 479 amino acids.